Messenger RNA from Trichobilharzia regenti, 1419 nucleotides. Lineage: Eukaryota; Metazoa; Platyhelminthes; Trematoda; Strigeidida; Schistosomatidae. The record is from the annotation of a GenBank genome assembly.
AUGUUCAGUGUAGAAUGGAAAUCUAUUGAAAUAAAGAAAAGCAGUUUAUCAAACUCAGCAUAUAUUAUUAAUAAGUAUACAUCACAGACUUCAUUGUUAUCCCCUAAAAGGCUGAGAAUAUCUGGAGAAAUUUCACCUGAUAGAGAAUUGAAAUAUCGUAAAUUCAGAAAUCAAAGUCCACCAUAUGAUAUUUCAUUAACUGAUACCCGUAGUCUUCAAGCUGCUUCCACUUCUCCCUCGUCUCCUUCUUCUUGUUCGUCAAGUAAUGAAGAAAUUUAUACAAAGACUGGAUAUGUUGAAAGUUAUGUACACAGUGAACGUAGUGGUUCACCAUCUCUUGUACGAUUUACAGAAAAUGUGUACAUACGUGAAGAAGACGAUGAUGGUGAUGAUGAUGAUAUUAGAUCGCCUAAUGAAUCCCGAUCGACAAUAAAAACAUCAGGUCAUUAUAUUUCCUAUUUGUCAGAGAUAUUUGAAACUGUUCAAAAGUAUAAAUUAAUUCUGACAAUCUCUGUUUUAAUAUUGAUUUCAUUUUAUACACUAUGUAAGUAUUAUGAUUCUUCCCUUUUUACAACGUUCUUUUCUUCGUCUACUGCUUCUUCUGAAGAGUCGCUUUCAUUAUCUGUGCGAAAAAAUCGAUCACAAAAAUUGAUAAAGCAGUUAUCUCAAGAAUAUAAUGAUCAACCAAAACGUAUUUGGGCUCAGAUUCGUUCAGCUUUAGAGUCACCUCAACUGUAUGAAUCUACUUCUGUGAACGGUAGAAUUCCUCCGAUAGUUCUACUUUUAGUGAAUCGUUGUGUACAGUCUGUUAAUGGUGGAGUUCCCUGUACUACAUCUAAUUCUGAUCAUGAUGGGGAUAACAAUAAAAGCAAUACUUUAUUUCAAUGUUUCAUUUCACGUCUUAGCCAGUUAAUCAAUAGUGAAUACUUGUUGUUGAAAAGUUCAAAGUCAUGUUCAACUCUAGGAGCUUAUCCGUUAACCUCUUUAAAUGAUAAACACAAGAUUGACCAAAUAAAGUUGGAUUUAGAUAAUCAAUUAAUUGAUUUGUACAAAUCUGGUGCACGUUGUUUUCACUUCACUUCAAUUGAUCGAUUACCAGCUAAGAUAAUUCCAUUAUUCCAUGGUUAUACAGACGUUGAGAAUUCGAUAUAUUCCAAUGCUAUUCUAUUGAUAAGUUUAUCAAAAACAUUUGUAAUUAGUUCACCACAGAAUUGUACAAAACGAUCUGAACAUAUACUGCCUGGUUGUCAAACACCUGGUCAAUUCGAGCAUCAUGUCAAUAAAUAUUUACGGUCUCUGUGGAAUAAACAUUUGGGCAGUGAAGAAGUUGAUGCGUUGAUCUCUCGUCUAACUUUAAAUACGAUAGUUUUUCAUACAUUUACUGAUCAUUUAGACAUAAAUUCAAUCUGUUCUAGUUAA